AUGAUGCUACUAGUACUCCUCUUUGUUCCCGCUGCGCUUGCUGCUGAAAAAGCUACGGACCAUUCAGUUAUUGCGGAGAAAGCAGAGAAUACCAUUGACCGGGAAAUCUUUUUAUUAUUGAAAAACAUCCAAAAAGAGGUCGGCGAUUGCCUGUUUCGCACUAAAAUGAGUGGCUAUAACGCUCGCUUAAACGUGGGUAUCAUGAUGGCGCUCUCUAACAAGACCGAACAGCAGAGAUUCUGCUGUGAGUGCACAACCGCAAUUCACAUACCUGUAUUCAAAGACAGAUACUAUCGACGUGUUCUCCUUGGCCACAACCAGCCCAAUACAUAUAAAAUCGCACAAAGACUUCUGAAAGACUACACGUUCGCGCAGAACCGCGACAUAGUGGAAGUCGGAUGCGCUCAAGAACGAUUUGGUCUUCAUAGUGUUUUUGGACUUGACAAGAAGGUCUAUUGUGUAUUCAGGCCAUACCGGCCGGGUAAUGACCGGGGCCCCAUUCGUGAAGGAUUAGGGAGAAGAAUGCUUGGUACACUCAGACAUAUCUAG
Messenger RNA from Cylicocyclus nassatus, 549 nucleotides. The record is from the annotation of a GenBank genome assembly. Lineage: Eukaryota; Metazoa; Nematoda; Chromadorea; Rhabditida; Strongylidae.